AUGACAAGCAGAAGCGUUAUGUGGAUGGAUGUGGCGCAAGCGAGUCUGUGCAGUUGCAGGAUGUUUCACCAAAACUUUCAGCGGACAAACAAAUCCGAUUUCCCACCGUUGAUGACCAGAAGAAAACUGAAUUCGAAGGAGAAGAAGAAGCACAGUCAUCAGCAUCUCCAACCCCAAUUCCGAUCUCAAUCGCAGCAUCUCUGCUCACCUCUCCGAUUACGAUGCUGCGCCCCCGGAGCCUCUGUAACUUGUGACAAACAAAGCGUUCGCUUCCACAGUCUCAUCGUGUUGGAAUGGGACAAGCUGUGCAAUUUGGUGGCUUCCUUCGCCUCUACUUCCUUGGGUCGCCAAGCCACUCUUUCACAGUUAUGGACUCUCGACAACAGCUACGACGACAGUUUGAUGCUCUUGCAAGAAACUAACGCUGCUCUGCAAUUGCGCAGUCACGGUGGCUGCCGUUUGGACUUUUCCGGCCUCGACCUCGUUUUGGUGGAAUCUGCUAUACAACAUGCUCGUAGGAGUCUGCCGAUCAGUGGAGCUGAAGCCAUGGCGGUUGGAGCUCUGCUUGAUUCUGCUCUUUGCUUGCAGCUUAAUCUGAAAUCUGCAAUCAAGGAAGAUGCCGAUUGGUACCGCCGUUUUCUGCCUCUUUCACCGGUGAUUAUGGCAAUGGUCAUAAAUGGAUCUUUGGUUAAAAUGAUUCAGCAAGUGGUUGAUGAAGAUGGCUCAGUCAAAGAUUCUGCUAGUUCUGCUUUAAAACGAUCACGUGGUCAGGUCCGCAUGCUUGAGGAGAAGUUACACCGGUUAAUGGACGUCUUAGUCAGGAAUCAGACGACUGAUACUUCCUUGCUGGAAGCAAGUAGCAUAGAUGGAAGGUGGUGCCUGAAAUCGGGACCUGGUCAGCUAGUAACUGUUAAGGGCCUUUUGUUAUCCAGGGAAUCAGGCAGAGGAAGUAUUAUAGAGCCGCUCUCUGCAGUUCCUUUAAAUGACGAGUUGCAACAGGCACGACUAUCAGUGGCAAAAGCAGAAGUCGACGUGCUUUCUAUGCUAACAGAAAAGGUUCGAGUCGAUCUUGAUGACAUCGAGAAAGUGUUGAAGAAUGUGAUUCAACUGGAUGUGAUAAAUGCUCGAGCAAGUUAUAGUCAUUCAUUUGGAGGUUCCUGUCCUGUCCUGUAUCCCCCGGAAGAAAUGGAUGAAUCAGUUGCUUCCUGUUCUUAUUUAUUGGAAAAGAACACAUCAAAUUGCAAGAAGAGAGAGUGGAUAUUAUAUAUGCCUGAAGCUCAUCAUCCUCUGUUGCUUCAGCAGCAUAAGCAACUCCUUCAGGAGACAAAGAAGGCCAGCAGAUAUGCUUCCAUCAGAAAAGUUCAAAGAGAUAGUGUCUCACAGAAAGGAGAAGCAAGAGUCAUAGAUUCGUCAAUGCAAGGGCAGCCCCCUCCAGUUCCCGUUGAUUUCUUUAUAGAGAAAAGAACAAGAGUCCUUGUUAUAACUGGCCCAAACACUGGAGGUAAAACGAUCUGCUUAAAGACUGUUGGAUUGGCUGCAAUGAUGGCUAAGUCAGGACUUCAUAUUUUAUCUUCGGAAUCUGUACAAAUUCCUUGGUUCGAUUCUAUUUUUGCUAACAUUGGUGAAGAACAAUCUCUGUCAGAAUCAUUGUCCACCUUCUCUGGCCGGUUAAAACAGAUAAGUGAAAUUCGAUCUGCAUCAACAACCCAAUCAUUGGUAUUGCUUGAUGAAGUUGGCGCUGGGACAAAUCCCCUUGAAGGUGCUGCUCUAGGAAUGGCAAUGCUGGAAUCUUUAGCCAAUUAUGGUGCCUUGCUGACUCUAGCUACAACACAUCAUGGCGAACUAAAAUCACUUAAAUACAGUAAUGAUGCCUUUGAAAAUGCAUCUAUGGAGUUUGAUGAAGAGAAUUUGAAGCCGACUUAUAAGAUUCUGUGGGGAGUACCAGGCCGAUCCAAUGCCAUAAAUAUUUCUGAAAAGCUAGGAUUGCCAAGCACCAUCGUUACUGAAACUAGACAACUUAUUGGUGCUUCUAACGAGGAGAUUAAUGAGGUCAUUGUUGGCAUGGAGCAUGCGAAGCAUGAUUUUCGAGAACUUUUAAGUGAGGGCAAACAUCAUAUCAUGCUCUCAAGAAACAUGCACAAACAUUUAUUUAUGGCGAGAAGUAGGAUCAUGGAGCAUGCUACAAGGCAAAGAUACAGCAAGGUCCAGGAAAUAACUGAAGCUGCUGCUUCAGCACGUUCUGUUCUUAGAAAGAAAGUGCGAGAGUUUCAAGCUUCUGCAACACAGCCAGCUACAGCAAAGAAAAGAGUAUUGGUGGCAAGUGACAAACAGCGCAUUACCUCCGAGGACCAAAAACUUCAUGCUAGUAAUGAAGGUUUGUCGCCAAGCAAACCUCUUAAGCAAUUGCCUUCUUCAGAGAGGAUUGGGCUUCCUGAGGUGGGUGAGCUGGUGCAUGUUUCCAGUUUAGGGAGGAAAGCGUCAGUUGUGAAAGUGGAUACUGGAAAAGAAGAGAUAGUGGUUCAAGCGGGUAACCUGAAAUUGAAGCUAAAAUUAGGUGAUAUCCAGAGUUGA
Messenger RNA from Linum trigynum, 2571 nucleotides. NCBI's taxonomy places the organism in Eukaryota, Viridiplantae, Streptophyta, Magnoliopsida, Malpighiales, Linaceae. The record is from the annotation of a GenBank genome assembly.